AGCUGUAUUACUGUCUGAGCUGCUAUUACAGAAAAGUCAACACCUUCUGACCAAUCAGAUUUGAGAAUUCAGCAGCGCUGUGGUAUAUCUGUUAGUAGGAUCCCAGUUAAUGUUAAUUUAUGUGUGCGACUUUUGACUGUUUUUGCAGGUAAAAUGUAUAGAUACUUGUAAACCUGGUAAUACACUAUGCUUUCAGGUCUGGAGAUUGUGGACCCAGGGCAAGUCAUCUACAGAGAGUCCAGGACCAAUGGAGUGGUGGACAAAGGAGUGAUCCUGGAAUGUGGCCCCACUCUCCCUGAUAUCUACAUCUGGAGCUUUACCAAACCAGGAACCGAGACGAUUCGAGCCGUAGUGUAUAACUUUGGGAAGGGUCCAAAACUCCAGCAACUGGCCAAAGAUUUGGGUGACCUGAACGUCAUCAGUAACAGCGCCUCUCUAUCCAUAGUGAAGCUUCCUCUAGCUGCAGAGGGCUUAUACACCUGCCAGGCUCUGUAUGACACCACAGAUGGAGCCAAGCUUUACUAUUACUAUGUGUAUCUGCGUGUUUUAGUGCCUGUGUCCAAACCCUACAUCUUGUUGAGUGACUCCUCGCCAGUAGAGGGUGUAUCAGUGUGGAUGCGCUGUGGUCUGGAGAAUGGCACAGGUCCAAUUCACUAUGUUUGGGAACAGGAGAACCAUAGUGGGCAGGUCAGCAUACUGGCUGAGAGCGACAGCGAUCUGAUCAACAUCACCUCAGUAAGCCGCAAUCAAACAGGCUGGUUCAGGUGCCUGGCCAGGAACGAGGUCAAUCAGCAGAGUGGUGACCGUAUCUGGUUAGACGUCAUAUUUGGACCAGAUCUGCCUCAGAUUGAUGUAACACCCUAUUCAGUAACAGAUCGAGGAUACUCAGCUCUGGAGAGAGAGACUGUUUCCCUCCUAUGUCAAGCUUCCUCCAACCCUCCCAGUCUGUAUGUCUGGUUCUACAAUAACUCCCAGGUGUACACCGGACCACAGCUCACCAUCACCAAAAUCCUACGAAUGCACACAGGCUACUAUGCCUGUCUGGCCCAGAACACUUACCUGAACACUCGUUCCAAGAAAACCAUCACUCUCACCGUCUACUGUGAGUCUUCUACUGUCAUGACUCAUAUGGAUCAUAUGGCCAUUUCCUGUGUCCAUGCAACCUCUUCUGGUCAACCUCUAGUGUGGUCUUAUCUGAACUUUACUUGUCUAUCAUUCAUACCUUUGCUUCCUAUUAUACUUUCCCUUAUACCCAUGUAUACACAUACACACACUGUUCGAUGUCCACUGACUGGGGAUGUGCAGCAAAAUAUUGUUCUCUGUCUACAACAAGCAUCCACACUGAGAACAAAAAUCAUAGGGCUGUAUUCAGAGCUCUUAGUUGUACAGGCCCUGGCUUCUCUGGAUCAGUUCCCUUCAGAGGUAUUCAAUAAUUUUCUACUCACAGAUCCACCAGAUGGUGUGCCAUCUUGUUCUAUCUUCCCAACUAAUAACUACAAUGACUUAGCGCUCAUCUGUUCCUGGGAGGGGGGUUACCCUCCAGCUACCCUCAACUGGAGUCCAUAUGUGAAUGGAGACAACUCACAAGGUGUCUCUAACAUCACUCGGAUUCAGUUAGGGCCUGAGACGGCUAACAACUCUGCAUUCACCUGCUAUGGCUCACAUGUGGCACUUAGUUUCCCACAGCGCUGUAGCACCAAGACAUGGCUGCCGAAUGAAGAACCCCAGUGUUCUGCAUAUGCGACUCGUAAUAAUGAGUACCUGAUGCUGUCCUGCUCUUGGGAGGGUGGUUUCCCUCGGGCUCUGCUGUGGUGGGCUUCUAGUUCAGGAGAUAUGCAAGGAACAUCUGAGGAGAACUCCAACAUUCUGGUCCUGCGCUCCAGUGCCACCUACAGCGGCAAAGCAUUUGUUUGCCAUGCCAAACAUCCACUGGUUAAAGAGAGCAAGCAGUGCAUGUUAAAAUUGGAAGCUCCAGUGUUAAUGACUCAGCGCAGUGUUGUUUCAGUGUAUGAAGGAAAUGAUGUCCAGCUCACCUGCAUCCUGAGCAAAAACUAUCCUGCGGUCACAGAGAUUACUUGGUACAAUAAUAUGAAACAAAAGGUGGGUGACAGUGGUACACCCAAGAAGUAUGUUCUUCAGCAAGCUGCUGCCUGGUCCAACCUGACUGUCCGGGAAACAGAUGGCAUGGUGGAUGGUGGAGAGUACUGGUGUUCUGCUACCAAUGCUGUUGGAGGAGCAGAGAUUCCCAUCUUACUGGUGGUGCUUAGGUACCCAAUGCCUCCAAAUGUCACCAUCAUUAAGAUUAUGUACAGCAGUCGUCAACGGACAGAUGUUAAUGUGGAAUGGCAGAUCCUGUCAGAUGAUGACUUUACUGGGUUCUUCAUAGAGCGCCAAAAUCUCCCAUUCCCACUCUGGCAAAAAAUGGUAGGAGAUCUGGACCCCAGCAUCCGAAGCUUCCAAAUCACCAACCUGGAUCCCUCUGGCACAUAUGCGUUCCGAAUCACGGCUGUCAAUCGCCGCACUAUUGGACAUCCCUCAGAGGUCAAGAGUCCAGCUCUUCCAGGCUUUAAUGCUUAUCCCGCCGUUAUUGGAGCAGCUAUUGGAGGCAUGCUUGUGGCGACGAUAGCUACAGUACUGCUGUUCAUGUAUGUGGUGAGGAAUCGCAGCAACAACCCACGACUUCAUGAUUUGAUAUUUGGCAGGCAAAACAGCCAGUCUAGAGAAAAUAUCAACUCUCCUGAGGAUGAAGUUGUUAGUGGAUCAGAUGCAGAUGGAGGAGGAGAGACGAGUCAAGGACCAUCUGUGGUGCUGCCACGACCCACCGCAACACCCACAAAUCUCCCCCCAGGAGAUGAACCCGUCAAUGUCACUAUCACUGUCAUGGCCUCGAGCUAG
Molecule: messenger RNA, 2895 nt
Organism: Ictalurus furcatus (blue catfish)
Lineage: Eukaryota; Metazoa; Chordata; Actinopteri; Siluriformes; Ictaluridae
Product: V-set and immunoglobulin domain-containing protein 10-like 2
Exons: 12
Coding region: 187-2895 (902 amino acids)
Molecular function (GO): protein binding
Source: RefSeq, a predicted model, not a curated record